Messenger RNA from Capsaspora owczarzaki ATCC 30864, 5184 nucleotides. RefSeq names its product tyrosine-protein kinase transforming protein SEA. Gene Ontology annotation, molecular function: transmembrane receptor protein tyrosine kinase activity; calcium ion binding; ATP binding. Gene Ontology annotation, biological process: multicellular organism development; protein phosphorylation; cell communication. The transcript is spliced from 5 exons. Bases 1 to 5184 code for a protein of 1727 amino acids. Gene Ontology annotation, cellular component: signaling receptor complex; membrane. The record is from RefSeq and is a predicted model, not a curated record. NCBI's taxonomy places the organism in Eukaryota, Filasterea, Ministeriida, Capsasporidae.
AUGGCUGCGCAAUAUCGUGCGACAUGCACGGCGUAUCUCAAAGGCAUGAAAGUGCCUGGUGGCUGUGGAUCCGGCGACGGCACUUGUGAUACUCUAUGCAGUUCGUCGGCACAAUUCGCGGGUGCCUCCACAGUUUCCAAGUCACUCGGGGAGAUAGACGACAACGCCACUCCGAAUUGGAACACGUAUUACUACAACAACGUGGUCGUCAACACCUUUGGUGGCCAGAUCGUCUGGUGGUUUGAUUGUGAGGACUACGACCCUUGGAAUGCGAACGAUGAUAUGGGCUCAAGGACCUUCACAGUACCCAUGAACACCAACGCUGAUUAUGGAUCGGUCUCCUCUUCAACGUGGUACGAUUUGGGAGGAACUGCAAGCGGAACGUUUCCGGUGCAAAACAUCUACGUCGCCUUCCGCGCCAAUUGCGAUGCCAACUACUACAAUUCGACGUGUGCCGAGUUUUGUCAAGUCGGUAAUCCCCCCGCCUGUACUGCCUGCAAUGCUGUGAGUGGCAAUUGCACUUGCUCCGUUGGUUACACGGGCAAAGACUGCGAGUCCUGCGUUGGCUCAAACUACUGGCCAGUUGGCACGUCGGGGCAGACCGACUUCCAAUGCGUGUACUGCGCGAAUACAUCCCUUCCCACUGCUUGCUACACGUGCGGCACAGGUGGCGUCAAAAGCUGCUGUGGCGGCUGGACUGGCCCGAAUUGUGACAUUUCAAACGUGUGCGGCGCGUUCCCGAUGCCUCCUUUGAACUCGAUUGCCGUCAUGAAUGCCACUUCUUGUAACUGCAACACUACUGGAUGCAUGUGCACCUAUGCAUGCAAGUCUGGCUUUUCUGGUGGCUCUGCUACCACGACGUGUCCUUCAAGCGGGCCUUGGGGCUGGAGUUCAACUUUGACCUGCACGGACAGAGACGAAUGCGCUCCGGGCGGCGGCAACCAGUGCAAUCAAAUCUGCAACAACACCAUUGGCGACUAUACUUGCGCUUGCAACUCGGGAUACAGCAUCAACAACGCUGGCCGCGGUCCGAGCGGAUGCACAGACCUUGACGAGUGCUCGACAAACAAUGGCAACUGUGGCCAAAAUUGCAACAACGUUCCAGGAUCGUACCAUUGUUCCUGUUACGAUGGUUUCCGGUUGCAGGGCGACGGCAAAUCAUGCUCGGAGAUUGACGAAUGCCAAGAAGGCUUGGACAAUUGCGACGGGAAUGCCACCUGCACCAACACCAUUGGCAGCUUUGAAUGCGCGUGUUAUGCCGGAUUCGUGGGCAACGGCACUGUUUGCACGGACGUCGACGAGUGCGCCACUUUGCCUUGCAGUGAGUUUGCUGACUGCGCCAACUUUCCCGGCAACUUCACUUGCACCUGCCAAAUCGGUUAUGCGGGCAACGGCGUCCAGUGCGUGUUUGGAAAUUCAGCGGCUUUUGCGGAAAGCUCGCGGUUUGUACUCCUUUCUGACGGCGUUGAAAUGCUUCCUGAAUUUGACGGUAUUCUUGUCCUCUUUAACGUGUCUUCGCUGGAUCUCAUCCUCGGCGUUGAUUACACUGUGGAGACCCCAUCUCCGCUGGAUUCAGUAAGCGCGUUUAACAAGUCGACAAUUGCCGUGGACGCCAAUGACAAUCCAAAUGCAGUGGUACGCUUUUCCGCGGCGUCGCGCGCGUUUCGGGUGGACAUUACCGCUGGCACCUACCCUCUCACGAUUGAGAGGUACUCGUAUGCAUCACUCGUGAAUGCCAUCAAUGUCACUGUGUGGUGCGAUUUCCCAGUGCCCCAAAACAUUUCGAUCGUGAUUCCCGCAAAUCAAGUCGCAGCAACAAAGGUCAUUCAGCUGCCAUUCUCGUCUGUGCCUACUCUUGAUGUCGAGCACACGUAUACCAUCGUAGAUGCAACGGUAACUGGCAGUGGAUCUGCCGCAGCUAUCGGCUACUAUUCGACUUCUCGCGUGACCGUGAACGCACACGACGACCCUUAUGGUGUGUUUGGAUUCAGCUUGACUCAAAUGUCAGUGGCGGAGAGCUCUACGGGCUUUGUGCAGUUAAAGCGGCUCAAGGGCACUCUGGGAACUACGGUCGUCCGCGUGCGCACGUUGACUUUGAGCUCAAGUCAAACAAAUGGUGUGGGAAUUGCAUCCCCAAGCGACUAUGCCGCUGUUUCCCAGCUUGUCACUUUCAGCGAAAACGAUGUCGAGGCCCAAGUCUCUAUUGCAGUGCUUGCCGAUGGUGUCCCUGAGCUGGAUGAAAUGUUUGGUCUGCUCUUGGAGUAUGUGUCCGGACCUGGCCGUGUCGAUGCGACAUUGGCGCUGGCGUUGGUCACCAUUCCCGAGAACGACAAUGCGCGUGGUGUUCUCUCAAUCACGCGGGCGUCCAGUUGCUUUGAAGAGUUGCCCCUUGUUGGUGGAGUUCCUCAGCUGAACAACACGGUGGCGAUUGAAGUCAUCCGCUCUGGUGGUCUGUAUGGUGCCAUUUCAUUUACCUGGUCGAUGCACAGCGGAAGGUUCAAGAACACGACGCUGUCCGCCGACAAUCGAGCAUCAGCGCCCGAAGAUUACACGGCCUCUUCAAGUCAAACCGUGACCAUUGCUGCUGGUGUGGACCGUGCACAGAUUGAAGUGAUGCUGCUUGCCGACUCAAUCCCAGAGUUGGACGAGUACUUUUGGGUGCAGCUGGAUUCGGCAAGCUACGGCGUGACCAUAGACCCCAUCAGCAACUUUACAGACGUUUGCAUCGGCAUGAACGACAAUCCAUUCGGAUCUUUGGCGUUCGAGCGUGUCAGUCUCACGCCGAGUGCGACGGGCGAGAGCCGUCUGCUUGUUCGCGAGAGCGAUGUCUCCGCUCGCACUAUCACGUUUGAACCUGGACAAAGUACUGCGUUGGCAUCAUGGACGAUCAGCGCAGACAGCGCACAGGAGCCGACCGAGCUGUUCAAGCUUGUUUUGACGGCGAACGGAGCCAGCGCUGGUCAGGAAGCAACUUUUCUUGUUGGCGCGACGUCGUUGGACUCUACCAUCCCGUGCGCUAUUGAAGCCCAGGAUGGUGUAACCGGCGUUUUGUCUUUUGUUCAACCGACAAUUUCUGUUGUCGAGGAUGCUGGCAAGGUCACUCUGACAGUGCAACGUGUCGGCGGAAGUGCCACAGAAGUCAGCUUCCAGACCAACGCAGUGCCUCUUUCUGCAUCCGGCGACGACUUUGACGCGUCAAAUCAAAACAACAUGCACAUCAUGGCACCUUCGCAGACGAGUGUCUCGUUUGACAUUGAGGUUUCAAAGGACAGUGCUUCUGAACUCGACGAGACCUUUACUGUGACGCUCGUCAACGUGACUGGUGCGACCUUGUCGUGGAUGUCAGUGGCGACUGUGACCAUUCUGAGGAAUGACGACGUCAACGGCGUGGUUGAGUUUGCUCCCUCUUCGGGACAAAAUCCACUUGUAACGACCGUCUCCGAGGACUCUGGCUUGAUUCGGCUCCCUCUGUGGCGCGAGAUUUCACAAGUCGGUGUCGUCACAUUGAGCUUUGUCGUGACAACCGACCUCUCGUCCGAUCCCGUGUGCGCGUCUCUGUCGGGUUUGGGUCUGUCCUCAGCCCCAGCAAACCUGACACGAGAUGUGGACGCGGCGCCGUUUGUGCUGACAUUUGGAGACGGUCAAAACGAGGCUGAGCUCGCGAUACUGCUGCACGACAACAGCUUGCUGGAUGGCAGUCGAGUCAUGUUCAUCUGCCUGAAGGAUCUGCAAGGAGGGGCGCGCUUUGGUGCCUCUCAAGCGAUGGCAAUUGUCAUUCAAGAUGACGAGCAUGAUACCAACGAAUCAAGCUCCGCUCCAGUAGCUGCAGCUGCUGCAGGCGCAGCAGCGGGAGGCGUUGUUGUGAUUCUGAUCGUCCUGCUGGUUGUCGGAUUGAGACGUCGUCGAGGACGUUCGAACUUCUCUGGAGCCUCCAAGGGCAAGCAGCUUUCCGGUGCAAGUGAUCCAACUUACGAGGCGGUGUCUCGUAAUCAAAUGUAUGACAACAAUUUACGAGUGCCAGACGAGACCUACCAACCGGUACUACAGACUGUGGUGCAAGAAGACCCCUACGAAUCACUGCCACAACCAACAGCUCCCGAUGAAUCGUUGUUCAACACUGUUAAUCCAGCUUGUGAGAAAGUCACCGAGGACAAUCCCGAUUUUGAUGCAAUGCGCGCGAGUUUCCGACCUUCGGUGCCCGUUGACAAUUAUGAAGACCUGUAUAUUGCGAGUGUCACCGCGUUCCAACAGCACCAGCGCUUCUCGAGGCAUGAGCUGAAGCUCUCAACACAGCUUGGCUCGGGCAAUUUCGGUGAGGUCUGGCUGGCGCAUGUGCCCUCCCGAUGGCUCGAAAAGAAGUCACGUCAAUCUCUCUCCGUCAGCGCAACGACUGUUGCCACUGUUGCCGUUGCCGUCAAGACUCUGAAAGCCGGUGCCAGCGACAAGAGCAAGAGUGACUUUGCCAGUGAAGCCCAGAUCAUGCGCCGCUUCAACCAUUCCAGCAUUGUUUCCGUUGUCGAAGUGUUUGUCGAGGAGGAGCCCUGGAUGCUCGUGCUCGAGUUGCUUCCGUACGGUGACUUGCACAAGUGCAUCGAAUCGUGCCACGCUCGUGGGUUGACACCAACUACAGGAGAGUACCUGCACAUGUUUUCGCAAGUGGCAAGCGGCUUGUCAUACCUUGCUGGGCUGCGCUUUGUGCAUCGCGAUAUCGCAGCACGAAACUGUCUUGUGGGAGCGGACUUGGUGGUCAAGAUCUCUGAUUUUGGCCUGUCUCGCGAGCUCGAGGAGCAGAACUACUACCGCAUGCAAACGCGUGGAGCGCUACCAGUUCGCUGGAUGGCGCCCGAGUUUUUGCUCUUCCGCAAGUCGUCGCCUGCAUCAGAUGUCUGGGCGUUUGGAGUUCUCAUGUGGGAGGUCAUGUCCGCGGGUGUGUUGCCAUACAAGGGCGUCGAUUCCAAAGCCAUCGUGCAGUUCCUCGAAAGCGGCCAGCGGCUGUCUCGUCCACCGCUUUGCAACGACAAGCUUUGGGCGUUAGUCUCGAGUUGCUGGACUUGGGAGGUGACCGACCGUGUUGAUGCCGCACAGCUCUAUGCUGCGUUUACGGGAAUGGCAUUCGACAACCCCGAAUUGGACUCCGUUCGCGACUUGGGAGCCCUGCUGGCCGGAACCAGUUCGUUUAUUUGA